Molecule: messenger RNA, 558 nt
Organism: Cordyceps fumosorosea ARSEF 2679
Lineage: Eukaryota; Fungi; Ascomycota; Sordariomycetes; Hypocreales; Cordycipitaceae
Exons: 3
Coding region: 1-558 (185 amino acids)
Source: RefSeq, a predicted model, not a curated record
AUGUUCUCUGUCAUCCUCUCCGUCGGCCUGGCUGGCGCCGCGUCUGCCCACUACGUCAAGAGCCUGACCGAGUACACCAAGGAGAUCCCGCAGUGCGCCAUCGCGGCCAUGAAGGUUGGCAUGGAAAAUCAGGGCUGCGAUCUCAAGAAAGUCGACGCCAAGGAUUUUGACUGCAUCUGCGACAACUACCUCGAGAUCGACGGCCGCGUCUACGCCGAAGUCGACCACUCCUGCGCUGCCGGUGCUUUCCCUCCCACACCCAGCCUUUUAUACUACGCCUCGGCUGCUGGCAUCCUUUGCGGUGCCUGGGAGGUGGAGAGCACCACCGCCUCGGACCUGCCCCAGGCCACCAAGGCGCUCGCCGACAUCCUCGGCGCCGGCGCGCCCAAGGCCGAGGCCACCGGCGAUGCCACCGGUGAUACCAAUGCCGCUGCCGCGACCCCAGCCCAGCAGGCCAAGGACGCUGCCCCCGUCAAGAACCGUGCUCCUGCCCCUACCGGUCGCAUUGCGCGCUCGUUCGGCGGCGCUGCUGUCGCUGCCGCCGCCAUGAACCUUUGA